Messenger RNA from Mustela erminea (ermine), 801 nucleotides. RefSeq names its product 52 kDa repressor of the inhibitor of the protein kinase-like. The record is from RefSeq and is a predicted model, not a curated record. Bases 106 to 504 code for a protein of 132 amino acids. Lineage: Eukaryota; Metazoa; Chordata; Mammalia; Carnivora; Mustelidae. The transcript has 2 exons.
UGGCUGGCGAGCGGGCCUGGCUCCCCUCCCCGGCCAUGACGGGUGGGCGGGCUGCCCUGAGGAGGCGGGGAGGGGAGGUCUGGGCCGGCCGGCGGGUGGGCGACGAUGCCGAACAUCUGCAAUGCCCCCAACUGCACGAGGAAGAGCACGCAAUCGGACCUGGCCUUCUUCAGGUUCCCGCCGGAUCCGGCCAGAUGCCAGAAGUGGGUGGAGAAUUGUAGGAGUGCAGACUUAGAAGAUAAAACGCCUGAUCAACUAAACAAACAUUAUCGAUUACGUGCCAAACACUUUGAGACCUCUAUGAUCUGUAGAACUAGUCCUUAUAGGACAGUUCUUCGAGAUAAUGCAAUACCAACAAUAUUUGAUCUUACCAGUCAUUUCAACAAUCCACAUAGUAGACACAGAAAACGUAUAAAAGAAUUGAGUGAAGAUGAAACCAGGACACUGAAACAGAAAAAAAAAUUGAUGAAACUUCUUAACAGGAACCAAAACAUAAAGAAAUAAACAACAGCAACGCUCAGAAUCCUAGUGCAGAAGAAGGGGGUGAGGAACAGGAUGAAGAUAUUUUACCUUUAACCCUUGAAGAGAAAGAAAACAAAGAAUACUUAAAAUCUCUAUUUGAAAUUUUGAUUCUUAUGGGAAAACAAAACAUACCUCUGGAUGGGCAUGAAACUGAUGAAAUCCCAGAGGGUCUUUUUACUCCUGAUAACUUUGAAGCACUGCUGGAGUGCCGGAUAAAUUCUGGUGAAGAGGUUCUGAUAAAGCGCUUUGAGACAACAGCAGUUAACACAUUGUUCUGCU